GAUUCAAGUGCCCUGUAUGUUCAAAAUUUGUAUCUUCCGAUGAAAUGGAUUUACAUCUUGUGAUGUGUUUGACAAAACCAAGGAUAACCUACAAUGAGGAUGUGCUGAGUAAAGAUGCUGGGGAGUGUGCAAUAUGCCUGGAAGAGCUGCAGCAAGGAGAUACUAUAGCACGGCUGCCUUGCCUCUGCAUAUAUCAUAAAGGCUGCAUAGAUGAGUGGUUUGAAGUAAAUAGAUCUUGCCCUGAGCAUCCAUCAGAUUAAGACGAGAUUCAUGUUUUCAGCUGCUUCCACUGAUCAGAAACCAUUGGAGAUGCGAGGUUCCCUUGCAGAACACAGUGUGCCUGGCUUGAGACUUCCAGUUCUUUGUGGCUGAAAAAGGCAAAGAUGGACAGUGACAUGGAAAAAGCAUUGCAGACACCAGUUACUUGCCAGUAGUGCUCAGUAUACCAAACACUCAUGCAAAGGACACACAGGGAUUUUGAAAAUGCUGCACAUUCUGUAACAAUCGACUCCCCACAGACAUUACUGACACUAUUUUGUAUGGAAGGCCAAAGUUCCUAAUUUCAGCCUAACUUCUGGUUCUGUGAAGAAGCGGGUUACUGGACAUGUUUCCUACUGCCUCAAGUGGAAGCGGAGACGUUCGAUACGUGCUCUCCGAGACCCUAGCAGAAGGAUGGCCCCCGGUUUGAGUGGGAACGUUUUCACCUUCUUGUUGGCUGAAGAAGAGUUAAUGGCAAACUAAAUAUAAUCUAACAGUGUGACCUUAAUUUACUGAAUUCACACCCUGUUUUACGUUCUUCACUUUUUUCAAGAACAGAAAACAUAAACUUCUCUGCAUAGGAAUACUAUAUUUCAAAAUUUUGUAACUGAACCUUUGUCACAAUGCAGUCCAAAGAGUAAAACCAAGACAGGUAACUAA
Molecule: messenger RNA, 918 nt
Organism: Pelecanus crispus (Dalmatian pelican)
Lineage: Eukaryota; Metazoa; Chordata; Aves; Pelecaniformes; Pelecanidae
Source: RefSeq, a predicted model, not a curated record